Molecule: messenger RNA, 555 nt
Organism: Gongylonema pulchrum
Lineage: Eukaryota; Metazoa; Nematoda; Chromadorea; Rhabditida; Gongylonematidae
Source: the annotation of a GenBank genome assembly
AUGACAUCUUCGUUUCACGAGUAUCGUUCCGGUCAGCCACAAUUUCAGUUACAGCGAUUGCUUGAUGCUUUUGAGAAAGAGCAAAAAAGUUUCAGCGACGAAUCAACGCGGUCGAUUCGUGCUCUUGAGGAAAGAUGUAGGCAAUUUUCGGACAAUCAGGCGAUCUUCCAAGUACGACUUCUUGAAAAGGAUUCCGAAAUACAACUAUUAAAAGCGCAGCUUAGUACACGCGCUGCCCUCGAUGAACAGCUUCGACUGUCGAAAACAAAGCUCGAUGCCGAAUUACUCGAGAAUAAGAGUAAAACUGAACAAAUUCGUGUUUUAACGGAGCAAGCCGAAAUCGUUAAAAUACAACACGACAGUGAGAUUCGGGAAAAAGAUAAGUUAAUCAGCGAACUAUUCUCGAAGCACAGGGCAGCAGAGGAUGUAAGCAAGCUAGCGCUUGAAAAGAAUGUGAAGCUCCAAUGCGAAAUCGAUGAGCUCAAACAACAGGUCCGUAAAACUUUACACUGUUUUUAUGCGUUUCUGCUGUGCAAGGCUAUAGCAGCGUCAUAG